Molecule: messenger RNA, 1686 nt
Organism: Oncorhynchus nerka (sockeye salmon)
Lineage: Eukaryota; Metazoa; Chordata; Actinopteri; Salmoniformes; Salmonidae
Gene: dok7b
Product: docking protein 7b
Exons: 7
Biological process (GO): neuromuscular junction development; positive regulation of protein tyrosine kinase activity
Molecular function (GO): protein kinase binding
Source: RefSeq, a predicted model, not a curated record
CCACUCCCAGAUAAUAACAAUUUCAUAUUUUAUUAAUUGGAAUUAAUCUUAGAGUCAAUUGCAAGCAGAUUUUAUUAUACUUAUAUUUCGGUUAAAUAUCACCUCUUGAAAAAUCACCUGCUGAAAAAAUAUCCAGGAAAAUGUCUUAAUUGGGUGUGUGCGGUUCUGUGUGUUGGUGCCAGAGGGGGGUGCACGAAACGAGUGUGCGCCCCUCACCAGUAGUCUAAAGCUAUUUUGAAAGUGACCCCUCAUUCGGGCACGGGACAGCGACACUGCAGCUGUUUGGAACCAUGACUGAAGAUGACGGAUUCGGUUGUCGUGGAAGGAUAUGUCAAAUUCAGAGAUGGAAAAAAGUGGAAGACUAGGUGGGUCGUACUCCGCAAGCCAUCGCCUGUAGCAGACUGUUUGGUACUUCUCGUCUACAAAGACAAGUCGGAUAAAGCCCAGGGCCACCGGGAGAAGGGCAGCAUCACCUUGGAGGAUAUCUGUGGACUGGAGACAGGUCUCUCCUAUGAGGGGGUAAACUACACGCUGGCUAUCCUCUGCCUGGGCCAGGUUGCUGUGCUGGGCUUCGACGGCAAGGAGGCUCUGCUGGCCUGGGAUAUCCGCAUCCGCUACAGUCUUGGUGAAGUCCAUAGGUUUAGCGUUGGCAUCUUACCAGGCACCAAGUUGGAGAGUGGGCCUGCAAUCCUUCACUUGUGUAACAACCUACUGGUUCUGGCCAGGGACAUCCCCCCUGUUAUCAUCGGCCAGUGGAACCUCCCGGACCUACGCAGAUAUGGACCUGUACCAAACGGCUUCGUCUUUGAGGGGGGAACGCGCUGCGGCUACUGGGCUGGCGUCUUCUUCCUAUCGUCCAUGGAGGGAGAGCAGAUCAGCUUUCUGUUCGACUGCAUCGUCAGGGGCAUCUCCCCCACCAGAGGCCCUUUUGGACUGAGGCCAAUCCUGCCUGACCCCAACGCCGCCGCCAACCAGGCCUACUCUGAGGAGAGGGUAAACCAUGAGGCCCAGGAGCUGGAGAAACGCCUUAGCAUGCUGUCUCACCAGAGCAGCACAGCCUCCUCCACGUAUGGUCUGUCUGUGGCGGGCGACGACCGCAGCAUAUCAGGCUCCUCUGACACCUCCGACACCAGCCAAUCAGACUCCAGCAUCGGCAGCCGGCUGGCCAUUUGGACUGAGCCCGUCACAACAAGCUCCGCCCCCACAGAGACCAUCAUUGGCCAGUCUGGGCCCAAGGUGGCCUUACAGGCCGAUGAUAAACUGUCCGUCAUCCAGGUGGGUGGAGCUCGUGCAGUAGCCAAGCCCCCUCGGUCCCGGCAACUGCAGGAGAUUGGUCGACAGAGCUCAUCCGACAGCGGCAUCGCCACAGGAAGCCACUCCUCCUACUCUGGGAGUUUCUCCUCCUAUGCAGGUAGCCUGGACAUUGGUUCUGGGGGGGAUGACUUUGGCUCCCUGCUCAGCCUGCCCCCUCACCUGGACCUGGCCCCCUGUACCUGCCCCCCAGCCCCAGGACAGGAGUACCAGGUACCCACGUCACUGAGAUACCUCUACGACACCCCCCGGAAUCUACUGCAGGGGGGAACAGGAGGGGCCAGGGGGCAUCAGACCUCCAUAACAUCUAAGGACCAGGCGGGUAGUUCACCCCAUGUAAUCACAUCCUCUCGGGGUCGCUCGGACACUGUUGCC